Messenger RNA from Vicia faba (fava bean), 2565 nucleotides. The record is from the annotation of a GenBank genome assembly. NCBI's taxonomy places the organism in Eukaryota, Viridiplantae, Streptophyta, Magnoliopsida, Fabales, Fabaceae.
AUGGACGAACAGCAUGUGCAACCGAUUUCGCAGCCGGUGACGGUGACGGGAGAUGUUAGGGUUUUUGAGAAUUCUCAAAUGAUCGGAGUCAACUCUCUCAACACUGAGGCUGGUGCGACGGUGCCAGUAGAUACAGUUGUGAAAAGGAAGCGUGGUCGUCCGCCAAGAGGCUCUCUUCCGCGGACUCAGCUUCCUAAGAAGCAGGUGAAGGAUGAAGAGGAUGUUUGUUUUAUUUGCUUUGAUGGUGGUUCGCUUGUUCUUUGUGAUCAUCGGGGUUGCCCUAAGGCAUAUCAUCUUGCAUGUGUGAAGCGGGGAGAGGACUUUUUUCGUGCUACCGAGAGAUGGAGUUGUGGUUGGCAUCAAUGUAAUGAUUGUGGAAAAUCAUGCCACUACAUGUGCUAUACUUGUACAUAUUCCUUAUGCAAGGGUUGUACAAAAAAAGAAGUUGAUUUUGUUAGUGUUAGAGGAAACAAAGGUUUGUGUGGAGUAUGCAUGAGGACUAUAGUACUGAUUGAAAACAGUGCCCGGGGAAUUAAGUGCGAAGUAGAUUUUGAUGACAAAGGCAGCUGGGAGUAUCUUUUCAAGGUGUAUUGGAUGUACUUGAAAGGAAAAAUAUCUCUGAAUUUCGAUGAGGUCCUUCGAGCUAAAAGUCCAUGGAAAGGUGCUGUUCGUGUAAGCUGCAAUGUUCAAGCUCCCCAAAUUUUUUCAGGAAUUCGCAAAGUUGACAACGGUUAUGGUUCCGAGAAUUCAUGUAUAAUAAAUUCAAAUAGUCCAGUAAACAAAAAAGCUAAGGGAAAUAUUGACGACAGUGUAUCGUACAGUGCUGGACGCAAUGUACAAGACUUGUCCACUACCGGUGAGCUAAAUGAGAAUAAACAUGUAUUAAAGAACCAUGGUGACACUAAUGCUGGAGAUUUGAGAUUAGUAGAGUCUGGUGUUCCAAAAGACAUUUUAUUCUUACUUCACUCUACGGAGAUGGAACAGGCAGUCUGGCAUUAUCAGGAUCCAACUGGGAAGGUUCACGGUCCUUUUAGUAUGUCGUUGCUGCGCAAGUGGAAAGGAACUGGAUAUUUACCUCCACAUCUCAGAAUAUGGAGUGAAAAACAAGAGAAAUCUAUAUUGUUGACGGAUGCACUGAGUUGGAAGUGUUCCCAGAAUGUACCAUCGCCACUCAACCAUGAACAACCGUCUUUGGGGGCCGGUGUUUCGUUGGAAAAUAAAGAAAAUAGUCAGGAUGGUCUUAACAUUGCAACAAGGAGUGAAGUUUGUGCUAACGACCAAAUUGUCAAGCUGAUUGGGGAUGUAAAAGUUGCUGAUAUUUGUACCCAAUCUAAUGAUAAAGAAUCUGUUAAGAGCAACAGUGGGCACACUCCGUCUCCUGGUUUGACUAUACAAGGGGAUGGGAGUAUUUGUACCCGAUCUAAUGGUAAAGAUGAACCUGUUAAGAGCAACGGUGGGCACACUUUGUCUCCUGGUUUGACUAUACAAGGGGAUGGGAAUAUUUGUACCCAAUCUAAUGGUAAAGAUGAAUCUGUUAAGAGCAUUGGUGGGCUAACUCAGUCUCCUGGUUUGACUAUACAAGGGGAUGGGAAUAUCACUAAUAUUUGUACCCAAUCUAAUGGUAAAGAUGAGUCUGUUAAGAGCAACAGUGGGUACACUCCGUCUCCUGGUUUGACUACACAAGGGGAUGGGAAUAUCAGCAACAGUGGGUACACUCCGUCUCCCGGUCUGACUACACAAGGGGAUGGGAAUAUCAGUGAUGGCCAAAGUGGUCAUUUUGAAAGAAGGGAAGAGUCUUCCAAAUGUGAAGUUUCUUGUCAUGAUGCUACUGACGUGCAACCUGCACUACCUUCAACCGUCUUUGAUGAGAAUUUGAAUGAAAAACCGCCUUUGGAUAAAAUGGUGGACGGUAAUGAGAAUGAAGAAAAAUUGGAAGAGAAUGUAAAUUUGGGUUCCAAUAGGUUUUCUGAGGGUCCGAGUAAUAGUGGCCAGAGUGAUCAAAAACAAUCUGACAAUGAAGUGAAUUCAGGGCAAUCUUCUGGUCAGAACUGGAGAGCCUAUGAUGUAAUUCACUCUAAUGUAAUUCAAUCUGAUGUAGUUCAUCCACCACUGGACGCACCUUCAUGGCUGGCCGCAAUCUUUGGCGAAACUGAUUAUAGCUCAUUAGCUGAUGAUUCAGUUUCAGAUCUGUUGGAACAAGUAGAGGCAAAUGAGAAAUGCGGUGAAUUGGAGUCUCCCGCAGAAAUAAUAGAGUGGGAUGAUGAGUUGACCGAGGGUGCUAUAACUGAUUGUUUCGGUUUUGCCAAUGCACUAAGUCCAAUGCUUGAUGGAGGUAAAUGUGAUACAUUGCCCUCCUCAAGUGAUUUACAUUUACCCUCAAUUGAUUUACAAUUAUCAUCUCAACCCCAAUCCAUCGUAACAAAGGAGCUGUUUCAGCAAGCUGAUGUACGUAAUCAUCAAGUUAUAGGGGGAGAACAAUCUUCAAAACCUCCUGAAACUCAGCCUACUUUCUCAGGUAUUAGCUGGAAUCCAGCUGAUCAAUUUUCAUGGGAUCCAACUCGUUGA